AUGGUCCAAUGGAUCGUAAUUACAAGCCAGCAAAAUGGUGUGUCCAUCGCGACCAUCGGCACCCUUUUGGUCGCUUUACAACGGGCGUUUGAUUCAGACCACGUCAGCGCUUUCUCCUGGCUUGCGGCAAGCUUUGCUUUUACCGGCCUUGUACAGACGUAUCAAUUGACGCCAAAGAUGCCCUACAAACUUCGCGCUGCCUAUAUCACAGGCGGCAUUAUGGGUGCCGUUUUCCUGUUUCGUCAAAUGCAGCUCCGGCAUUACAAUCCACAGAGACUGUGGCUCACAAGAUUGUUCCAAUCCGACAUUCAUCCAAUUGAGCUCAUGAUCGAGGAAGCAAACCGCAACUUCACAGCUAUGAUCGCGAGUCAGUCCAAGACUAUACCCCAAGCGAUUGCAGAAUACGAACGAAGGUACCAUAUGCCUCCACCACCAGGCUUCGAGCAGUGGUUUCACAUGGCUGUAGAGUCCAAUUCGCCAAUUGUUGACAAUUUCGAUACCAUUAUGCAAUCUCUAGAACCAUUUUGGGGUAUCACCGCCAAAGAGAUGAGGGCUAGAGUUCAAGACAUGCGCGGAAUAAACCGCCAGGGCUUUUUCUCCAUCAAGAACCACAGCGUCACAAUGCCUGAAAAUACAUUGGUCCUCGGUGGUUUCGACACCACAAUAACCGGAUGGAUUGAAAGAUUCAAGGACAUCCUACCCGACAUGGACCUGGUAAUCAACGGCCUUGCCGAGCCCAGAGUGAUCGUCCCUAACGACCGCCUCGAGCACCUCGUGCAGACAUGUCCAUCAGAAGGCGAACAAACCCUCUCCUCUUCCCCCUCUCAAGCGCGCCUAAAACUCGAAUGGCAAGACCUCGCCCGACAAGAAAACUGGCAAAUGGGUGUGCGCUCCUGCCCGCAAGACUCCACCAGCCGCUCCACGACCUUCCUCCCGACCAACCACACCCUCACCCUCCCCUUCAUCUCGAACCACACCGCCUCCAAAGACUGGUGCAACGAGCCCUCCGCCUCCUACUCCCACUCCAUGUUCAUCGCGCCGUACAGUCUCAAAUUCACCAACACGCUCGUCCCCGUCUUCUCGCACGGCAAACCCUCCUCGGCGCAAGACAUCCUGUACCCAUCCCCCGACUACUCCACCAGCAUCCCCGGCGCGGGGGCCAAAUACUACGAAUCCAUGGACCCGACCUGGGACUCGAAAGUGACGCAGCUCUACUGGGCCGGCAGCGACACAGGCGGCUACGCCGCCUCACCCCUAGAAUGGCAGAAAUUCCAACGCCAGCGCUUCGUCGCCGCGGUAACCAACGCCUCUCAACCCAUCACGCUGCUGCACGACAGCAAACCGUCCCCUCUGUCCCCGCACAGCUGGCAGCCGUACCGCUCCACAAUCGCCAACCUCACCUCCCUCAUAAACGUGCAUUUCACAAGCUUCAACCUCUGCGCCAGCAAGAUCUGCGAGGAAGAAAUGGCCGCCUUACCUAGCGCGCCGCGCGAUUCGCCCGCAGAAAUGUACAAGUACCGCUUCCUGUUCGACGUGGACGGGAUGGGGCGGACGGAGCGGUUCUACCGGCUGCUCGGCUCACGGAGUUUGGUGUUUAAGCAGACGAUGUAUAGGGAGUGGCAUGAUGACCGGUUGGUGCCGUGGGUGCAUUAUGUGCCUGUCAGUUUGGGGAUGGAGGAGUUGCCUGAGCUGGUGCGGUUUUUUGGCAGGGAUGAGAGGGGGGUGGAGUUGGGGAGACGGAUUGCGAGGCAGGGAAGGCAAUGGCAUGGGAGGGCGUUGCGGGAUGUGGAUUUGGAGUUGGGGAUGGGGAGGGUGUUGGUGGAGUAUGCGAGGCUGAUGGGAGAUGAGAGGGAUAGGGCGAGGGUGUGUCCGUGGGGGAGGAGGAUGGGUUGA
Molecule: messenger RNA, 1893 nt
Organism: Bacidia gigantensis
Lineage: Eukaryota; Fungi; Ascomycota; Lecanoromycetes; Lecanorales; Ramalinaceae
Exons: 2
Coding region: 1-1893 (630 amino acids)
Source: RefSeq, a predicted model, not a curated record